CGCCGUCCGCAUCGGUCUGGCAGUCGACCGGUAGUCGAGUCACUGUUCUUCUCUCCCGCGUGUCCAGUCUUUCGUCUGCGAAAAUCUUAAAGAAAAUUAUAGCGCAACACGUCCGACACACACACACUAUAAAUAAUGGCAACCGAAAUAACAACAGUUGAUAGCCAAGAAUAUAAAUUCAAUCCUUUGAAUUUUGGCUCCUUGCAUUUUACUGUUAAAGCAUCAAAUGAUGCUCAUAUUGCUUUAACUGCUACUCCAGAUAACAAGCCGCCAAAAUAUGAGAUAUUCCUUGGUGGUUGGGGUAAUACAAAAUCUUCAAUACGCAAAAAUAAUGAAGAGCCAGAUAAGGUUAUUGUUGAUACUCCAAAAUUAUUAAAUGGUGGUGAAGCCAGAGGAUUUUGGAUUAAAUGGGGAGGUGGUUUUAUUGGUGUAGGAAAACAAGGAGAAGAAAAACCAUUUAUGUCAUGGCAAGAUGAAGAAUCUCUAAAUGUGUUGUUUUAUGGUGUUCGUAGCGGAUGGGGAGCUACAGGUGUAUGGACUAUUGAAGAUAAUAUUUACAUAAACACUGAAGAUAGUAAGGAGUUCAUAUUUAGAGCUAUACUUCAUGGAUCAAUAAGUUUUUCGGUAGAUAGUGCUAAUGAUGCACAUAUUGUUUUGGCAACUAAAAGUAAAGAAUCUGAACCUAUGAUAGAGGUAUUACUUGGUGGCUGGAAGAAUACAGCAUCUGCCAUUCGUUACAACAAACAAACUCCAGAUAAGGUGCACGUUGACACUCCUCAGCUUCUGUGUAAAGAUACUCCAAAGAAAUUUGUCAUUUUUUGGAGAGAUGGUGUUUAUGAAGUGUUUAGUGAAAAAACUAAACUAUUUGAAUGGAAAGAUUCAAAUCCAUUUAGCAUUUCUCAUUAUGGAGUUCGUACUUGUUGGGGGGCUGUUGGUAAUUGGCACAUUCAUGGUGCAGCAGAUGUUCAAUUUAAAAGCCAAGUAGUUCCUACCCCAAAACCAAAACCUUUAAAAGGAAAAGCUCCACCCGCAGCUUCACCUGGUUGGAACCUUGAUGGAAUAUCCUCUGGUCCAGUUCAUUGGGUUCAUGCUAGUAAUGGACAAAUUCCACCAAAUGCUUUACCUGGUGGUUUUGAUGCUUCCAACGAACAACUAUAUGUAGCCAGGGCAGAACAUAAUGGGGCUCUGAUUCCUGGUAAACUAGUUCCUUCACACGGUGUUGUCUAUGUACCUUGGGGUGGUGUUGAAAAUCCUAAAGAAAACUAUGAAGUACUUUGCAACUGUAAUGGUACAUGGGUAAAAGCCAACAAUGGAGAAAUCCCAGUAGGAGCAUUAUCAUCAGGUCAUACUGAAGAUGGUGAACCAUUGUUUGUUGGACGUGGUGAAUUAAAUGGUUCUUUAACUGUUGGAAAGGAAAAUCAGAAAACAAAUAAAAUAAUGGAUGAGAACAUUCAAUGUUCACUCAGUGUGGUUAUUUCUUCCUUAGAAAAAGGAAUAAUUGAAUCAGUGAAGAGCUCAUUAAAGAAAGAAAAUGAUGACUUUGAUGUUUUUGGCGCUUAUAUAGCUACAGAAGUUCAACCUAGUCACAGUGUUUGUUAUGUACCGUUCGGUGGUGAAGAAGUACCUCUGAAUGAUUAUGAAGUGUUGGUAUCAAUAUAAACCUAUCAAAAUUAACCAAAGAUGAAAGAAGUAUUAAACAUUUUAAAAAUGGCAUGUCGAAUUUAUUGAAAUCUAAGAAUUUUUUUAACGCUUUAUUUAUAC
This is a messenger RNA of Melanaphis sacchari, 1761 nucleotides long. RefSeq lists its product as uncharacterized. The record is from RefSeq and is a predicted model, not a curated record. Bases 136 to 1659 code for a protein of 507 amino acids. NCBI's taxonomy places the organism in Eukaryota, Metazoa, Arthropoda, Insecta, Hemiptera, Aphididae. The transcript has 9 exons.